Messenger RNA from Staurois parvus, 332 nucleotides. NCBI's taxonomy places the organism in Eukaryota, Metazoa, Chordata, Amphibia, Anura, Ranidae. The record is from the annotation of a GenBank genome assembly.
CUGCACUUUGUGAAUGGCCCCGUAGUCUUCUGGGACCUGUCACGUGUCUGCAGUCUCUGGUCAUCUCCUGUACUAUGUCCGCAGUCUCUGGUCAUCUCCUGUACUAUGUCUGCAGUCUCUGGUCAUCUCCUGUACUGUGUCCGCAGUCUCUGGUCAUCUCCUGUACUAUGUCUGCAGUCUCUGGUCAUCUCCUGUACUAUGUCCGCAGUCUCUGGUCAUCUCCUGUACUGUGUCCGCAGUCUCUGGUCAUCCCCUGUACUGUGUCUGCAGUCUCUGGUCACCUCCUGUACUGUCCGCAGUCUCUGAUCAUCUCCUGUACUAUGUCCGCAGUC